GUCCUAAAUUGAUUUGAUUUAAAUAUUUGAAAAUAAUGAGUGAUGUUGGUACAUAUUUAAAAGAUAUAUUAUUGUAGGAAUCGGCUUUGUAAUAAGUUCUCCCCAAAACAUUUGUUUUAACUAAAAUUUUUUAGAAAUAAAGUUUUCGCUGAAAUAAUAUUUGGCAACACUGCAAACAACUUAAAUGGAUGAUCAAAGUGAGAAUUCCUUGGACAGGCAAAUCGACGAUAAUGAUGGUAGCAAGCCUGAAAAAAUGUUUACCUUAAAAAAAUGGAAUGCAGUUGCUAUGUGGAGUUGGGACGUUGAAUGCGACAUUUGUGCAAUUUGUCGUGUACAAGUUAUGGAUGCUUGUCUUCGUUGUCAGGCGGAAAACAAACGUGAUGUUUUGGGCCGCCAGGAUUGCGUUGUCGUGUGGGGUGAAUGUAAUCACUCGUUCCAUCAUUGCUGCAUGUCGCUCUGGGUAAAACAAAAUAAUCGUUGUCCCCUAUGCCAACAAGAAUGGUCCAUACAACGAAUGGGCAAAUAAUACUCAUCAUAUGAAUAUUGUUCAUUACAUGUUUAAUAAAAUCAUUACAAUAAACAAAAAUAUAUAGAUCUUGCCUGCUCCACUGUAACUAUAAAAUGUGAAACAGUUUAAUUAAAGUUUGUUACAUUAUAAAGUGGACCAAUAAUUGAAUGGCCAAUUUGA
Lucilia cuprina (Australian sheep blowfly) is the source of this 688-nucleotide messenger RNA. RefSeq names its product RING-box protein 2 (gene Roc2). The transcript has 3 exons. Gene Ontology annotation, biological process: ubiquitin-dependent protein catabolic process; protein ubiquitination. The record is from RefSeq and is a predicted model, not a curated record. NCBI's taxonomy places the organism in Eukaryota, Metazoa, Arthropoda, Insecta, Diptera, Calliphoridae. Gene Ontology annotation, cellular component: Cul5-RING ubiquitin ligase complex; nucleus. Bases 185 to 526 code for a protein of 113 amino acids. Gene Ontology annotation, molecular function: zinc ion binding; cullin family protein binding; ubiquitin protein ligase activity.